Molecule: messenger RNA, 4230 nt
Organism: Plenodomus lingam JN3
Lineage: Eukaryota; Fungi; Ascomycota; Dothideomycetes; Pleosporales; Leptosphaeriaceae
Biological process (GO): actin cortical patch assembly; endosomal transport; endocytosis
Cellular component (GO): nucleus; mating projection tip; cytoplasm
Molecular function (GO): calcium ion binding; actin binding
Source: RefSeq, a predicted model, not a curated record
AUGUUCUCGGGGUCCAGUUCCUACUUAGGGGGCGGCAACAGUGCCCGACCUGGGCAGCCACAAUAUGGCCAACAGCAACAGUCGUUCCAGCAGCAACCUGGCGGCUUUCAGGGCGGCAUGGCCCCUCAGCCAACAGGCUUUGGGGGAGCACCAUUGCAGCAGCAAUUCACUGGCUACCCGGGCCAGCCGCAGGGCUUUGGACAACAGCAGCAGCAGCAACAGCAGCAACAGCCCCAGCAACCACAGUAUACGGGCUACCCAGGCCAACAGGGGCAGCAAUUCCAGCAGCCGCAGCCGCAGCAGCAACAGCAAGCACUGCCACAGAUGCCCUUCCAGACAGGCGCACCUUCACAGCAAUCGUUUCAGUCGGGUGCCUCUGCACAACCCCAACGACCGCAACCAACGGGCAUGACUUCUGCGCAGAUGGCCGACUCCUUCAGAGGGGGCGCUUCAUCUGCACCGCCUCCUGUGCCGGCAAAGAUGACUAAGAUCCCCAACAUACGGCUCUCGUUCAUCACGGCGCAAGACCAGGCCAAGUUUGAGCAGCUCUUCAAGUCGGCCGUGGGCAGUGCCCAAGCGUUGUCGGGGGACCAGGCGCGGGACUUGCUGAUGCGGUCCAAAUUGCCUGGAGAUGCUUUGUCGCAUAUUUGGACGCUGAGCGAUACCACCAAGUCUGGCCAACUCCUCUUCCCCGAAUUCGCCCUCGCCAUGUACUUAUGCAACCUCAAGUUGACUGGCAAGGACCUUCCCAACUCUCUUCCUGAACGUGUCAGGAAUGAGGUGUCGAGCAUGGUAGACAUCAUCUCCUUUGGCGUCGGGGAAGAUCAGAUUAGCCGUCCUGCUUCAGCCAGCAAUGCCCGCAAAUUCAACGAGACUCCAACGAUCCAGCAGCCCCAACCACAGGCAUCAAACAGCCAACUUCUCUCCACUCUUGUUACUCAGCCCACCGGUUUCGGCCAGCCACAACCAGGUUUGCAGCCGCAGCAAACGGGCUAUGGGCAAGCCCCGGGAGGCUACAAUGGGCCCCGACCACCCAUGCCUCCUAUGCCUACAGGCUACGGCAACAAUUUGGCCCCAAGUCAGACAGGCAUGGCUCCGCUCAAUGCGCAACCCACAGGCAUGCCUGGGCAGUGGGGUCUGGUCAACACUCCUGCAACGGGAUUGCCCAACAUUGAAGCUUUGGCUGCACGUAUGAUGCCCCAGACAGGCAGAGAAAGCGGAGUUCAUACCACUGCGGGUCUGACUGGUAAUGCUACCAUCCCAUGGGCUAUCACCAAGGGCGAGAAAAAAUUGUACGAUGAUACGUUUCGAGCUUGGGACGGCAUGAACAAGGGAUACAUCAGUGGAGAGCAGGCCCUCGAGAUUUUCGGUCAAAGUGGCCUUCCGAAACCUGAUCUCGAGCGUAUCUGGACUCUUGCUGACUCUGCUGACCGCGGUCGUCUCAAUCUGGAUGAGUUCGCUGUCGCAAUGCAUCUUAUCUACCGCAAGCUCAAUGGAUACCCCAUCCCAGCUCGGUUGCCUCCAGAGCUCGUUCCUCCUUCCACCCGUAAUAUCAAUGAUUCUAUUGGUGCUAUGAAGUCGCUUCUGCGCAAUGAUGCAGAAGACAGGAAGAAUUCGGGAGCAUUCCUCCAGCCUCAGCGCACCGGCGUCAGCUAUCUCAAAAGUCACUCAUUUCGGUCUGGCAGCCCUCAAGCAGGCGGGCGAAAAGAUGCGACUGUUUUCAGAAACAAUGAUGAUAACGUCGGUUACAAGUCGAGUGCCAGGCAUCGUUUAGGUGCUGGUGGUCGUUCGCCGUCUCCCGCACAACCUGGGUCACCAUCAUCAGAGCGAGAGGAAAUGUCGAUUGACCAGCUUCGCAAGUUGGUCAAAGAAAAGCAAAUCAUCUUGGAUGCUAUGGACGCCCGAGACGAGAAUGCAGCAGACGAAGAAGAUGCGCUCGAUCGUCGGGACCGCAGAGAUGCGGAGGAUCUUUACCGCCGCAUUCGCAGGAUCCAAGAGGAUAUCGACGCUCACCCUAAGGCCGCUUUGAGAUCCACGGAUUCAGACGCAGAGCGUCGCCUUCUCAAGCGCCAGCUGCUAGUAUUGACGGAUCGCUUGCCUGAGCUUGCAUCCAAUGUGCGACGGACGGAACGAGAGAUCGCAGAUGCCCAGUUAGAGCUUUUCAGGCUGAGAGACGCCAAAGCCCAUCCAGGAUCUGCGUCUACGAUUGUAGGCACCGGUCCUGGUGGUGCUGUGACCGAAUCAGAUCGAUUGAAAGCUCGUGCCAAAGCCAUGAUGCAGGCACGCUCCGCUGCUUUGACCGGACGCCCUGCUCCUGUCAGCGAUGAUGGCGGUGCAGCAACUGAACGCUUGGAAAAAGAGAACUCUCGCAUCCGCGCGGAAAGAGAAAACAACGAACGCAUGAUUCGCGAGGUCGAGGAUAGUGUACAGGAGUACAGCAAGGGUCUCGAAUCAAGUCUCAAGGAGGGAGGACAUGACAACACCAGUGAACAUGAAAGACGCAGAUGGGAGGAAGCUCUAGGAGUAGAGGAUGAAGUCAAAGACUUCAUCUUUGAUCUUCAGCGAAGCAGCCGAGCGGCGCGUGUUCGCAAAGACGACUCGUCCCGUGACAAUUAUCGUCCAUCUGCCCGCUCAGAGACCCGUCCAGUUGCGGGGUCUCGCGACGUCAAUUCCUCUGCUAGUGCUGAGCCUGCGUCUCGACCAUCAGCACCAUCUGGUGGAGGGUCCUAUGCUUCUUACAAGACCCCUGAGGAACGCGCUGCUUUCAUUAAGCAGCAGGCUGAACAGCGCAUGGCGGAACGUCUCGCAGCAUUAGGUAUCAAAGCUCCAGUCAAGGCCGGUGAGACGCCUCAACAGCGAGCUGAGCGCGAGAAGAAAGAGCGGGAAGACAAGCUACGUCAAGCUGAAGAGGAAGAUGCUCGUCGUGAAGAGGAGCGACAAAGACGACUUAACGACGAAUCAACAGCUCCCCCCAUUGUCUCCAAAGCAAGUAGCAAGAAGCCUGCACCGCCUCCUCCAGUCUCGCGUAAGAGCAAGACUGAUGUACAUCAGCAUGACGUGAAGCAAGCUGAGGCUGAGUCGAAGAGAGUGGACCAUGACCUCGCAGAACAGGCCCUUCGUGAGCAACAAGCAGCGCAGGAAGCGGAAACACGGCGCAUGGAGGAUGAAGAGCGUGCCCAAGAAGACGAGCUUGCCAAGGAACGAGAAGCCGCGCAAGCUCGCCUACGAGCCCUUGAAGAGCAAGUGCAACAAGGCAAGCUCAAGAAAGCCGAGGAAAAGAAGCGAAGGGAGGCUGCCCAGAGAGAGGCGAAAGAAAAAGAGGAGCGCUUGGCUGCUCGACGAGCCGAAAUAGAGGCAGCCCGUGAACGUGAACGGCAACUGCAAUUGCAGCUCGAAGCGUUGGAGGACGAUGAGUCUUCUGAUGACGAAGGCCCCCAGAACAUCACUCCUCAAGACACCACCCCUACCGCCAGCCAGGAGUUGGCACGCGACGCUGCACCGCCAGCUGCACCGCCCAUGCCAGUUGUGCAUCAAAACACACCUCCGUCAUCGGUUGCCAGCCCACCCUCAUCUUCUCUGACCAGCCCCCAUCCUGGACUUGGUGACACAGAGACCAAGAACCCCUUCUUGAAGAAGAUGGCUUUGACAAAUCAAGAGAACAGCGCGUCUGCACCUCCGCCUCCGCCCAGCAGCACUAGUGAAGUGUCCACGAACCCAUUUCACCGUCUGACACAGGAAAAUGCCAACAAGUCCACCAUACCUACCUUCAACGAGCCUGCUGCUCCCUCAGCUCGCAGGCUGGGGAAGCAAGACGACGACGACUGGUCUGUCGUUGACUCGGACGAUUCUUCCUCUGACGAAGACGAAGGUCCCUCGCAAGGUGGCGCCAAGCAACUCGCAUCUAUUCUCUUCGGCACCAUGGCACCACCCCGUCCCCUCUCCUCAAUGGACAACAAGAGCCCCCGCGCUGAGAGCCCAGCUGUAGCCUCCCCUGCUGGCAUUCCACCACCACCACCGCUGCCUUCAGGCACAGCGCCUCCACCUCCACCUGGACCUCCACCUCCACCUGGCGGCGCAGCGCCUCCCCCGCCGCCUAUGCCUAGUAUGCCGGCACCUGGCGCCCUACCAAACCGAGGUGCGCUCCUCGGUGAGAUUGCAGCUGGUAAGGGGUUGAGGAAGGUGGAGACGAAAGAUCGAAGUACGGCGGCUACGGCUGGUAGAGUUUUGUAA